CAACUGUUGUAAUGCUCUCCUCUUUCCAAAACUCUACAGCAAGGGUAUCAGACUGGCGGCAGCUGUUGCAAAACUACAAGUCCCAUCAUGCCCCUGCCUUUGGGAGUCAUACUUGUAACUGUCAAUCUUGCAAUGCCUCAUGGGACUUGUAGUUUGGCAAUAGGUGGAGGGCUGCCAGUUUGACACCCAUGCUCUACAGAUGGGUGUCAAACUGGCGGCCCUCCAGCUGUUGCAAAACUACAAGUCCCAUCAUGCCUCUGCAUUUGGAAGUCAUGCUGGUAACUGUCAAUCUUGCAAUGCCUCAGGGGACUUUGGCAACAGCUGGAGGGCCGCCAGUUUGACACCCGUGGUA
This is a messenger RNA of Staurois parvus, 352 nucleotides long. The record is from the annotation of a GenBank genome assembly. NCBI's taxonomy places the organism in Eukaryota, Metazoa, Chordata, Amphibia, Anura, Ranidae.